AUGGAAUGUUCAUGCUAUCACUGUGAAGUAUUUAGGCAAACAAUGACUUAUCCUUCCUCGUGGAUGUCUGAAUUGCCCCCGCAUAUAUCGCAAAAACCCCUUAAUUUGAUAUCUAUUCCAGGUAGCCAUGAUUCAUUCACAUAUUCCAUUACUCAAAGUAGCCGACCUUCACCAGAGGGACCUAUCUAUCAUCUAGCUAAAUAUAUUCCUCGCAAACUGUUAAGUCGAAUCUUAUACCCAUGGAGUGUGACACAGUCAUUAAGUUUGUCCGACCAGUUAAAAUCUGGUAUUCGAUAUUUUGAUUUUCGUGUGUGCUCCAAAAGAAGAAGGUUAAAACAGUGUGAUAGUAUUGACUAUGAAUUUUACUUAGUACAUGGACAAUACGCCAAUCUACUAUCAAAAGAACUUCAAAGUAUUCUGGACUUUCUUCAAUCCAAUCCCAAGGAAAUCGUUAUUGUGGAUUGUAAUCAUUGUUACUAUUUUGAAACAGAUGAACAGAAAGAUUGCUUUGAAUCACUUGUACUAAAGACUAUAGGUACCAGUAUGUUUCCUUACCAACCAAACAUUCCCUCUUUAAACGAUAUGUGGAAUGCUAAACAGCAAAUCAUAUUUAUAUCUUCUCAUCGAAAGAAUCAUGAGAUAAAGCACUACAAAUUUUGGCCAUCUAACUGCAUCGAAUCAUUUUGGCCUGAAACUAUUGACCCACUGACCAUGAUAUGUUUUUUAAAUAGACAUAUUGGGCCUCAUCAGUAUCGACCAGCCAAUUCUUUCUACGUACAUCAAGGUGUUCUCACACCGACAGUGGCAUUCAUUUUACGCCAUCCAUUUUCUUCAGUUCAUCAUUUAGCUAAAAUUGCUGGAAAAUACUUUGAAGGUUGGGUAACUAAUCCUAAUCGUCGAGCUGGUGUAAACGGUGUUAAUAUUACACUGAUCGAUUAUGUUUCAACAACGUAUCCCAGUUACGUACUUGAUGUUAUAUCGAUAAAUUAUAAAACUUGGCCAAAAUGUUAA
Trichobilharzia regenti is the source of this 1011-nucleotide messenger RNA. The record is from the annotation of a GenBank genome assembly. NCBI's taxonomy places the organism in Eukaryota, Metazoa, Platyhelminthes, Trematoda, Strigeidida, Schistosomatidae.